Suillus fuscotomentosus is the source of this 657-nucleotide messenger RNA. RefSeq lists its product as uncharacterized. Lineage: Eukaryota; Fungi; Basidiomycota; Agaricomycetes; Boletales; Suillaceae. Bases 1 to 657 code for a protein of 218 amino acids. The transcript has 5 exons. The record is from RefSeq and is a predicted model, not a curated record.
AUGCGUGUGGUAAACUACUCUGCCCAGCGGAAUGGCGGUGGGACGACCCAAAUCAGGGCUGGUAUCCGCGACCGUACAGCUGCUUUUAUCGUGUCUGAAAAUUCGUGGCCGUUGUUCAUGUAUCAAGAUUACGAUGCUGACGUCGAGAAUCUGGAGCGCGGUCUCAUGAAGUCGAAGCUGUUAAUUAUGGCAUUUAAAGCGAUCUUCACUUCUCCCUCAUCUGCCAAUGAAGUCGAUGGCGAAGGCGACGGCGCCGAUAUCAUUGAGAACCACCGACGCGCCCAGAGGCAAUCAGAUCAAACGAAAGUCAAGACAUGUGUCGCCUCGAUUAUAGGCAUGCGGAAGGUAACUCCUCGCGCGAUCGCGUAUACAGCUUGCCAGAUUCGGUUUGCUCUUUCUAACAUUACCUCCUGGCGCACCGUGGAUGGGGAUUUUGAUUAUCAGAUAUACUGGAGCAAUAUUGUAGACUUUUUUGAGAAUGCCCCGGGUCCGGCUGCACGAGGAAGGGUGAACGAACUUCUUGAGUGGUGGACCAGAAAGGUUUUCGGGAAGAAUCACCGACAGGAUUUGACGCCAGAUGUUGUUUCGCGAAUGUCUGUCAGUGCUCUUGCUACUCAGAGGCAGGAGAAGGAGGAUGCUGUAUUUGACUCCGACUAG